Dreissena polymorpha is the source of this 2233-nucleotide messenger RNA. Its product is annotated as cytochrome P450 2U1-like. Gene Ontology annotation, biological process: xenobiotic metabolic process. NCBI's taxonomy places the organism in Eukaryota, Metazoa, Mollusca, Bivalvia, Myida, Dreissenidae. The record is from RefSeq and is a predicted model, not a curated record. Gene Ontology annotation, molecular function: heme binding; oxidoreductase activity, acting on paired donors, with incorporation or reduction of molecular oxygen, reduced flavin or flavoprotein as one donor, and incorporation of one atom of oxygen; iron ion binding. The transcript is spliced from 9 exons. Gene Ontology annotation, cellular component: cytoplasm; intracellular membrane-bounded organelle. Bases 140 to 1600 code for a protein of 486 amino acids.
UAAUACGUGUGGUCACGGAGCGUAUAUUGACUCAUCUAGAGUCCGUAGUGUGGUUUAACUGGUCUCGAGAGUUUCAGAAUACAAACGAGAUAUCACUGUACGUUUAUAUCCCGUGUUUACACGUCUUUUGUGAAAAGCAAUGUAUGAAUGGCUAGUAAGUUUAACAGUUCUCUUGGUGACAAUACUGGUUAUACGGUGGUUUUGGAGUUUAAGAUCGCUACCUCCUGGACCUUUUCCAUGGCCCAUUGUGGGUAAUAUCCGGAUGUUCAAAAAGGACCCACGCGGCUACCGGAUGUUUGCAGCUCUCGCGGAUAAAUACGGACCGGUUUACAGGCUGUACUGUGGGUCACAGCUUAUUGUUAUGCUAAACGGAUAUGACGCUAUCCACGAGGCUUUCACACGCCAGGCUGAAGUCUUCACGGACCGGCCCCAGCUGUUUGCGCCACUCAUCGGCGUCACAAAAGGAACAGGCAUCACCUACAACAGCGGCGACGCCUGGAAGGCCUUACGUCGUUUCACGCUGCAGGCGUUACGCGACUUCGGCGUCGGUAAACUGACGUUAGAAGCGCGUAUAGGCGAGGAAAUCACCGUACUCGCCUCCAUUUUGAAGGACGCGAAUGGGCGCCCUGUGCGAUUAAAGCCAGUUUUCUUGUCGGCCGCAGCCAAUAUCAUAUGCAGCAUCAUGUUCGGAGCGAGGUUCGAGUACUGCGACACAAGGUUUAUAGAGCUGACGGAAGUUCUAGAUGGGAUCUUCAAACUGAACGCGCCCUUCGCGAAGGAGAAUUUUUUUCCGUUUACCAGAACGUGGAAGUCAGGAAGGGAGUUAAUUCGGAAGAGAACGGCAGCCAUUGAGCGAGUAAAGAGCUACCUAUCUGAGACAAUUGAGGACCAUAAGGCAACGUUUGACAGCACCAAUAUCCGAGACUUCAUUGACCUAUAUUUGAAGGCCGCUCAGGAAGACACGGAUUCGGCACUAUUUACUGAGGCGAAUGUGUACAAGAUCAUCGUUGACCUGUUUCUUGCCGGGGGCGAAACCACGGGUACGAGCCUUGACUGGGCGAUUCUGUACAUGGUAACUCAUCCGGAUGUUCAAAAGAAAUGCUUCCAAGAAAUAACAGAGGUUGUGGGUAGUCACAGACCAGUCGUCAUUUCUGACCGACCACAGCUGACCUAUAUACAGGCCACCCUGCUGGAGGUACUGCGGAUUUCAAAUACACUGGCUUUCUCUCUCCCGCACAUGGCUAGACGGGGCACGAUCCUGAACGGGUACUCAAUACCAGAAGGGACCAUUGUUAUAGCAAACUUGUUUACGGCGCACAUGGAUCCGAAAUAUUGGGCUGAACCGAGCAAUUUCGACCCAAGCCGUUUUAUUAGCGCUAACGGAGAAGUUAUUCGAAAAGAACUCACUGUGCCAUUCGGAGUUGGGCCCAGGUUGUGCAUAGGAGAGCCCUUAGCACGCAUGGAGCUGUUCCUUAUCUUCGCGAACCUGAUACAGAAGUUCCGGUUCGAACCGGUGGAGGGCGGUCGGUACUGCCUGGACGGCGUUCAGGCGCUCACUCUUACCGCGCAACCUUAUGACGUCAUAGCGACGUCACGAUAGUUUUGUUAUUGAACGAUCCGAAUAAGAUUGAAGUACUGUGCAGUCGAAACAUUUUUAGUAUAUCCAAGAUGCUCGAUAUACUAAUCUAAAGGCCAUUGCGGCUAAUCAUUGAAACUGUACCUUUUUCUAUUUUGUUAUGUCCACCUAUAUAUGGGUGAAUUUGUAAGCAAAUAAAAUAAUUAAAGGAUAUAUUGUGUUAAAAUGCAGACUAUUUCCGAGUAAAGGGCUUAAAAUAAACAUGACAGAAUAACGUGUUUGGUAAUUUGUUUGAUUUUUUUUUUUGCUUUAUUCGAUCAUAUUUCCUAAAUGAACGGUAAAGUUUGCCAAUUGAAGUUCGCUACAUUUGAUAAAUUAACUUUAAAUUAACAACCAAACAAUGAAUAAUACGAAUUUUAAAAAGAGAUGGUAUAUGUUUAUUAAAGGGGGUUAUCGUAAGAAAAGUAAACGAACACAAUUAAGCCAAUCUACCUACCCUGAUUGUUUGGUGAUAUUAUUAGAAACAAAUUAAAUUUCGUUUUUGGCCUUAUAUAAUCAAGCAGUGGUUAAUACAUUGAUUGGAAAUACACACAUUGUAUAAUAUGUAAAUGACAGAUAUAUCAGUGAUCCAGAAUAAAAUACAAUAGCAUAAAUAUA